CCCAACCUCGGUCCCCAGGGCACACUAAUAGUGUAUGUUUCAGUGAUAUGCAUGCUUGAGCACAGGUGGCUAAUUAGUACCUCAGUUAUUUGGAUUUAACCAUCUGAGCUGAAGCCUGGAUAUCACUAAAACCUGCACUGUAAAGGCCCCUACACACGGUACAAUUUUUUUAAACAAUAUUGCCGCUUGCGACCGGUUGGAACGACAAAUCGUUUAAAAACUGUCCGUGUGUAGGCAUGAUAAUGAUGCGAUGAACACGCAGAAAGCUCUGAGGAGGUGGAGAACGAUGCUGCAUUCCAUGUUUUCAAAAUGGAGACUGUUAUAUAGUACCGGAACCAAGGUACAAGAUAAGUUGAGAAGCGCUAUGUUGGUGUCUGGCCUAAGACGAUAUUCUACUAGACUGUCCCGCACAGUGGUGCAGACAUGGGUUGCCGUGACACCCAGGCUUUCACUUCGUCAUAACUCUUCAUUCAAAAUACACCCCAAUGUGGGCGAGGCGUUGGCAGAGAGAAGACCUGUUGUGGCUCUGGAGAGCACAAUUAUUACACACGGCAUGCCAUAUCCGGAAAACAUCAGCAUGGCUAAUGAAGUGGAAGAAAUCGUUCGGAUUAAUGGGUCAGUACCAGCGACAGUCGGCAUCCUAAAGGGCAAAAUUCAUAUCGGCCUCUCUGAAGAAGAAUUGAAGAUCCUGGCGACUAGCAGAGACUGCGUCAAGGUGUCACGGAGGGACCUGCCCUACGUCCUCAGCCAGGGACUCUCCGGAGGCAGUACAGUGUCUGGGACGAUGAUAGCCGCCCAUCAUGCUGGGAUCCCCGUGUUUGUGACGGGAGGGAUCGGAGGAGUACAUCGCGAAGGAGAGAACACUAUGGAUAUAAGUGCAGACUUGACUGAACUUGGAAGGACUCCGGUAGCUGUUAUAUCAGCUGGGAUAAAAUCCAUCCUGGACAUUGGCCGGACCCUUGAGUAUCUGGAGACGGAAGGGGUCUGUGUAGCCACGUUUGGUGAUUCCAGCAACUUCCCAGCUUUCUUCACCCCACAUAGCGGUUUUCGGGCCCCGUGCCAUGUCCGAAAUGAAGAGGAGGCUGCACAACUUAUUGCCAGUUCUCUGGACCUCAGAUUGGGCAGCGGGGUCCUCAUUGCUGUUCCCAUCCCACCAGAGCAUGCUGCUUCUGGGCAGAUGAUAGAGGAAGCUGUUCAGCAAGCUUUAAAGGAGGCCAGGAUACAAGGGAUUGUGGGUAAGGCGGUGACUCCAUUUCUGCUGCGCCGAGUGAACGAGCUGACUGGAGGGAAAUCCCUGGCUUCUAAUAUUGCGCUGAUAAAGAAUAAUGCGGCAGUCGGAAGCCGCAUAGCUGCGGCUCUCAGCAAGCUCCAAUACCCUAGAGAUGGCGUCAGAAAAGUAUAUUGUCACGGCGAGAGUGGGGAGGAGGCAAACCCUGAUUCCAGGCCGGUUGUUAUUGGAGGCAUCAAUGUGGACUUCAUAGCAAAGGCUUCUAAGGACAAAUUGGAGUUUGGAGAACAGACCAAUCCUGGGCAAGUGCACCAGUCGUUUGGAGGUGUGGGGAGGAACCUGGCAGACUGUAUGAGCCGCCUGGGAGCGAGGCCUCUCUUUAUCUCCGCCAUUGGGCAAGAUGACCUCUCACACUCCGUCCUCCAAUUCUGCUCCCACAUGGACAUGCGAGGGGUGGCGCGUCUCAAGAGCCACAAUACCGCCACCUACUGCGCUGUGAUCACCGGCAGUGGGGAGCUGAGCCUGGGGCUGGGAGACAUGGAGAUACACAAUCAGAUAACAGAGAGCCAUGUGUCUCAGUUUGCAGACAGUCUCCGCAGGGCGAGACUGCUGUGCAUAGACGGGAAUGUGUCAGUGUCUACCAUCCAGUACGUGUGUGGGAUCGCCCAGGAGCACUCUGUGCCAGUUUGUUACGAACCCACAGAUAUAAACAAAGCCUCUAAACCCUUCACGUCACACAGCUGGGCGGCUCUGAGGUACAUCUCCCCAAACAUAAGGGAACUUGUAUCCAUCAACAGGACCUUAGGCUAUGCUGUGGACUUUGGUAAGUUACACCUGUACCGCUGUCACUGUUUCCCUGCCUCAGAUGUCCCGCCGUGUGAUCUGGAUGUCAUCGUGGAAACGGCCAUCGGCCUCUCGUUGCCCCUUCUGGAGAACCUGCACUGUGUUAUAGUGACUCUGGGGGCUCACGGCGUCCUGCUGUGUGGUCACAGCUGUGAGGGAACCCUAUCCCUACACCUGACAGACAAGGUGCCCGGAGGUGACCUCUGUGCUGUACAUUAUCCAGCGGCCCCCAUAUCACCAGAGGAGAUUAUCAAUGUGUCUGGAGCAGGUGACAGUCUCAUGGCCGGCCUCCUCUCGGGGGUACUAGCCCAACUGGACACUGACACCUGCGUCCGGAUGGGUCUCCUGGCGGCUCGCCUCACCCUCCGCUCCCCUUGUCCCAUCUCCCAGCUCAUCUCUACCAGCAGCGUCAGUGUGCAGCAGGUGGCAGAGGAGGAAUGGCCUGCACCCCGAGUCUGGAACAUCUCCCCGCCUACUGGCAAGUCCUUCCUCAGGACCAGCCACUGAGAGGAGUCUGAGAGAGAGGUGCACGUCCUGACUGAGCCAGCGUUGUGAGGAGGGACUGUCUGACGCUGUGGAGCCCCAGGGUGGAAAUAUCUGACGCUACAGUCACUUUGCAGCAAUUCCCAGCUCAUAUCUUUGGAGCUGCAUUGACAUUGCAGAGAUCCAGGGUUGGAAUAAAUGGAGCUACCUAGAUAUACAGUGUUCUGGAGCUCACCUGGCAUUCGGGAAGUUGUCACUAUGUAAAAGGAAGAAUGCCGACAACAUAAUGCCGACACAGUUCUAAUGUUAUUUCAAGUAUAUUAACCAUGUCCACAUUAUAACUUAAUUAUACUGCUAAUAAUAAUAAUAAUUAUUAUUAUUAUUAAUAACUUUAUAUUAUACAUGAAGAUGAUUAUUAAUAUCUUUUACUUAUAUGGCGUCACAAGGGUUCCGCAGGUCAGCAAGAAGUAAUGAUUUAUUAAGUUUAUUGAUUCCCAUUAAAAUUUUUAUAUUUUCAAGGUUUCACAACAACUGUUUAAAGAUUUGGAAAAGGGUCAAAAUGUGAACGAGACACUGAUUGGAUCUCCCUCACUCCGUGACCCGUCUCUCUUCCACCAGGUGGAGCCACAAACAGGUUCUAUAUUGAGCACAGGCUCCUGGCGCGUUUUCAAUUAAAAAUAUUACAAUUUGUAACAUUA
This is a messenger RNA of Pseudophryne corroboree (corroboree frog), 3252 nucleotides long. RefSeq lists its product as uncharacterized. Bases 251 to 2578 code for a protein of 775 amino acids. Gene Ontology annotation, molecular function: kinase activity; pseudouridylate synthase activity. The transcript has 19 exons. Lineage: Eukaryota; Metazoa; Chordata; Amphibia; Anura; Myobatrachidae. The record is from RefSeq and is a predicted model, not a curated record.